GCGACGAAGCUCGGGGACGUGAGCUCCGGGAGCGUGAGACCAGCAAAGACCGAGGGGAUCCUAGCCCCAGCAGAGAGCGGGCCAGCAGCGACUUCCGGAAGUCCCCAUCGAGUGAGAUGGGUGGAUCUGCCCAGCACCGUGGCGACGUCAGCGUAGAGGGAAGUUGGCUCAACUCCAUGGAGCACUUCGAUCAGUUCGACCUGUCCUUCGAGCAGGAAACGAACGAGGGCGAAGACCAAAGCGUGAACGCACGUCUUGCUGCUUUUCUUCAGGGGCAG
Symbiodinium necroappetens is the source of this 278-nucleotide messenger RNA. NCBI's taxonomy places the organism in Eukaryota, Dinophyceae, Suessiales, Symbiodiniaceae. The record is from the annotation of a GenBank genome assembly.